CAUUCCAGAAGUGUUUCUGGUGCUCGUUUUCUUCUAGUAUUUCAUUAGUCUACACUAGGAAGUAAGGCACCAGCCCCCAGAGUGUAGUGGGGCUCACCACCGAGCAGAGGCACCCGUAGGGUGGCGGGAGCCAGCUCUGAGCUGCCCAAGGCGGUGGAAACACGGCUUAUCCCACCACAGGAGGCCCAAAGGCUUGGGGAGGCCAUUGGCUGCGAGCGGAAGGAGCGAGCUUUUCAUCACGCGAGAGCAGAGCCACGCUACGAAAGCAGCGGCAGAGCCCAGGGCAUGCUGGGCUGGCAGCGGGCUCUGCAGAGCGAGUCCCAGCGUGCUGGCUGCUGGCAGCCCGCCGGCCACGGCCAAGGAAGGACGCUCCACUGUUUGCUCCACGGCCAAGGAAGGACGCUCCGCUGUUUGCUGUCACUUCCGCCGCGCUCCUCUCCCAGCCCUGGGCAGGGGCACUCACAGCUCUGCAGGCACCAGCCGGGGUCUCCAAGCAAAGUCCAACGGCAUCCACUGUGCCAGGCGGCUGUAGGCAUUUUCAAAUACAGUGGUUUACCUCCUGGAGCAGAGCUGGCUACCAGCGUGCUGUUCUUCUCAAGGUGCACAGGUGAUGUGCUGCUCUCUGGGAGGCCGGCAGUGGACUCGCUGUGCUGCUCACAGGGGUGCAGCCCCUUUUCUUCCCACCAUGGCUCUCUCCUGUGCAUUGAGGCUACUGCACUGGCACCUUCGCCCAUCGAAUGCUCCCCUGAGCAGCCUGCCUGGUCAGGACCGUGGUGUGCUGAACAAUAAGAAGAUAGCAGCAAAGUGGAAGGAGAAGAAAAAGGUCAGGGAGGGCUGCAGCCUACCAGGUUCCUCCUGGGAGGAGAGGCUAGCAAAUGCGGUGACUCCACUGUGGAGACUUCCUUAUCAAGAGCAGCUGCAGGUGAAAUAUGAAAGCCAGAGGAAGAUUUUGCAGACACUGACAUCUCGUCUUGAGGAGCUGGGAAUAGAUGCGCAGAAACCUGAUGGACUCUGCUGUCCUCUCCGGCCUGUAGUCCCUUCGCCCGUCAUUAAUGGCUACCGAAACAAAUCUACUUUCUCCGUGAACCAAGGACCGGACGGGAACCCCAAAACUGUGGGGUUGUACGUGGGAACUGGCAGAGCAAGAAAUAUUGUCUGCGUGAAAGCCAACCACGUGGAGAACAUACCCCCAAAACACAAAGAAGUAGCCCAGUGGUACGAGGAGUUCAUCCGUUGCUCACCCCUGGAUCCCUGCCUCCUGUUCCAUGAAGGUGGACACUGGCGGGAGCUCGUGGUACGCACCACCAGCCGUGGCCACACCAUGGCUAUCAUCACCUUCCACCCCCAGGAGCUGGGCCAGGAGGCACUGGCUACUCAGAAAGCAUUGCUGAAGGAGUUCUUCACGUGUGGACCUGGAGCAGUCUGUGCCUUGACUUCACUUUAUUUCCAAGAGAGCACCAUGACACGCUGCUCUCACGAGCAGUCCCCCUUCCAGCUCCUUCAUGGAGAACCGCACAUCUUUGAAGAAGUGCUCGGCCUGAAGUUUCGCAUCUCUCCAGAUGCCUUUUUCCAAGUAAACACAGGUGGAGCAGAAGUUCUGUACCAGGCGGUCAGGGAGCUGAGUCAGGCUGGCGGGGACACUGUCCUCCUCGACAUUUGCUGCGGAACAGGCACAAUUGGUCUCUCUCUGGCUCACCAAGUGUCCAAGAUUAUUGGUAUUGAGGUGGUGGAGAAAGCAGUAGAGGAUGCCAGGUGGAACGCAGCAUUCAAUGGAAUUUCAAACUGUGAGUUUCACAGUGGAAAGGCAGAGGCCGUGUUACCACAACUCCUGUCAUCGUGGGAGGAUUCUCAAGCCCUUGUUGCUGUGGUGAACCCAUCCCGAGCCGGGCUCCAUUACAGGGUUGUGCGAGCUAUCCGAAACUGCAAGUCCAUCCGAAGGCUGCUCUACAUCUCCUGCAAGCCAGAGGGUGAAGCUAUGAGGAACUUUCUUGAGCUGUGCUGCCCACCCAACCCAGGGAAGAAGCUGGCAGGAGAGCCAUUUGCCCCCACGUUGGCUAUACCCUUUGACAUGUUUCCCCAUACACUUCACUGUGAGAUGGUGCUGCUGUUCACCCGCUGACAAGGAGACAGCUCUGAGAGCCCGGGAAGCAAACGCCUACUGUCCUGAAGACUGGAGCCAGUGUAGCUACGAUUUUAACUUAUUUUCUUGAAAGUUGUAUAAAAAUAAAUAAUUUUGCUUUCGCUCUUA
Cuculus canorus (common cuckoo) is the source of this 2248-nucleotide messenger RNA. It is a transcript of the gene TRMT2B, whose product is annotated as tRNA methyltransferase 2 homolog B. Gene Ontology annotation, molecular function: tRNA (uracil(54)-C5)-methyltransferase activity, S-adenosyl methionine-dependent. NCBI's taxonomy places the organism in Eukaryota, Metazoa, Chordata, Aves, Cuculiformes, Cuculidae. Gene Ontology annotation, biological process: RNA processing. Bases 611 to 2119 code for a protein of 502 amino acids. The record is from RefSeq and is a predicted model, not a curated record. The transcript is spliced from 12 exons.